AUGAAAAUUAUCCAGCCCGGCAACUGCAAUGUAGGCACCAUCAAUGAUUUGCCAAACGGCAGGCCUACUCGAGAACCAGUGAAAAACAAGAGAACAUCCGAUAGGAGGAAAGGGGAACAAUACCUUGCGAAGAAGAAAUCCUUCCAUGUAAAGGUGAGUCGUGCACAAAGCGGGGCAGAAAGCCCCCCCGAUCCUGCUCCCCCCGAGAGGUACACCCACACCGAUAAAAAAAAUGAGAAAGAUAAAAAGGGAUCAGGCUCACCCAAGGAAGAGUCAGAUUUAUCAGAGGGAAGCACAACGCCAAACUCGAUACCAACGAUGAAGAAAUGGGGAAAACCCAACGUGGGGAAACUUCCCCGGGGGAGACACUCAAAUGGUGAACACUCGAAAUGGAGACCACAAAAAAAUUGCCAAGACGCACAGGAAAGUGCAAAUAUCAAGGAGGAGAAAAAGAAAAAUGAUCCCCUUCCUGAAGGGGGUAGCUCUCCACAUGAUUUGGGGGGCCUUUCCGAACUGGAAGAGGACAGUUCCGUCUGGUCUCUGUCCAGUGAAAACUCUAGUGACCCAUGCGAUAACGCAAAAAGGACCAAUUGUAACUUUGCUGAAGAUGUGAUAAGUACCCACGAAACACUCCCCAUGAGAGAGGUCCUAAGGGAGAACCAGUUAGAUCCUUCUAGAGGCGCAUCUAGAAUAGUAAAGACCCCCAUCUGUUGGAAGAAUGAAGUGCAUGAGACCGCUAGAAGAAGUUGCAAUGGGGAAGAAGCAACAGCAGGGGGAAGAGAAGCGAACAGGGGACCUGCCAAUGGGGAUCAUGUAGUUACUGAAGAACGCCAAUCGGAAGACGACCACCCAAAGAGGGACACCCCAAGUGACGGUGCCAACAAUGGGGAUGACGAAGAACGUGACAAACGUGCAUUUACCCCCCCAAACGAAAUAGACCAAUUAAAGGAAGAAAUAAAAAGGGAACUUUACAACAGAUUGAGCAUCGCACUAGACAUGAACAUGAGUCUAAACGAGAAGGAAAAAUACUAUGACCUUUUUAAAAAAAAAAAAAAAUUCCAAAAAUAUAUUAUGAAAAGCUGCAAGUUUGUAAUAAUACUUGGGAAGCACCUGAAUCUGUCGUUCAGCAUCAUUGCAAUGGCCCUGUAUUAUUUGCAUAAAUAUAACGAGAAGGUUCUGAGGAGGAAGAAGAAUGCGUUGCCCUACUUGAUUGGUGGGGCGUGUAUUUUCUUGGCAUGGAAAAUGAGAGAGGACAUAGAAAACCUGAAAAGGACUAAAAAGCUCUACGAUAUUCCAAAGAUGAUUUUUAAGUUACUUAAUUAUUUUGACAAGAAAAAAAAAAUAAAAAAAAAAAUGAGGGAGCUACAAAUUGGCAUGGUCCUAAGUGGGCGCGCUUACCAGAAGUGGGAAGACCUUUCGGAUGAACACACGUUCGGUUCGAUUGAGCAUACGGCGGGUAACGCAGCAAAGGAGGAAGAGGCAAGUGGAAGACGCCACGGAGAAGAAGAAACCCAUCCUCCGGGGGAAGCAUCCCAAGGAGGGUCACCCCCCCGCAGCGGGAAAAAAAAGCGAAAGCUCUCCCCCAAGGGGGACGUGAAGAAACCAUCUACGGAACCAAGUGAAACGAACAACCUACACCGAGACCUGGCCCAAAUAAAACGCAUAAUCAGCGCAGGUUACGUGUCUGACGUGAACAACAUAGGCCACGUUAGUGACUGCUUCAACUCGUACCUGUCCGAGUGCAACAGCAGGGACGUGUCUGAGUGUGAGUUAGAGGGGGGAAAACACAGCACGCAUGACGAUCUAUAUGACGGUCCACAUGAUGAUCUACCAGACGAUAUACCAGACGAUAUACCAGACGACCUGGGUGACGCCCCGGAGGAGCCCCCCCCCCAAACGUACCUGACCCACUUCCAACAUCUGUGCAAGCGCGAAAAGCGGAAGAUCCACAUAUCGGCCUCCAAGUGGGUUCUAAAAAAUUCGGGACAGAAACUACAACUCAUGCAGAAGGUAAUCAUUUACUACGAAGGGGAGAUUCUCAAAAGCAUCAAUUACUUUUUAAAGCCAGACAAAUUUUCCUUCGAUCUGUUUCCAUUCUUCAUUGGAACCUUUGUAAGUAUCAUGAAGGGCUACGUGACGGAGGAGGAGGUAACCUGCCUGCAAAAAAUCGCCUCCCUCAGCUUCCUGGAUUAUUACAAAACCCCUCUUUGUUUGGUCUUCACUUCGAAGGAGAUCAUGGUGGCUUCCAUCCUGCGUGCAUACAUUUCGCUGAAGUGGAUUUGCGGUAAACUGGACCUGCAGAAGAUGUCUCUCCAGGAUUUUGAAAAAAAGGCGACCCGCUUCACACAGCACGUCAGUUCCAAGAACCCAAUCAGCAUAACCCGAGUUAAGAUGGCGUUGCGGGAAAUCAGGCUAUUCAGCGAAUGA
Messenger RNA from Plasmodium coatneyi, 2427 nucleotides. RefSeq lists its product as uncharacterized. The coding region runs from base 1 to 2427 and encodes 808 amino acids. The transcript has 3 exons. The record is from RefSeq and is a predicted model, not a curated record. Lineage: Eukaryota; Apicomplexa; Aconoidasida; Haemosporida; Plasmodiidae.